AAUGACUAGUCGACGCAGUCGAGUGUUGUACACCAACUUAUAAACUCGUUUAGAUUGAAGAAUUGUUGAAUUCAAACCAGACAUCAUGAAAACCGCCGUUCAAUUGGUUUUUGUUUCGAGUGCAGUACUGCUGUCAGUUUUUUUGGGUACUGUAACCGUUUGUGACGCCACUAUCUAUGCAAAUGGCGAUAUCGUAGUUUUCCUCGACCAAGCAGGCGCACAAGCAGUGAAGUAUGAUGGAUCGAAUAUUUUAGAAAAUACAAGCGGCACUAUUGUUGGAUGUUUACCAGUAACGGACGCUCGUCACGAAUUUUAUGCAAACCUGGUCUUAGGAACCGAGAAAACUUAUGGCCGUGACAUCUCACAUAUAUUGCUGGGCAUUGUUAAAGAUAUCAACGAAAAAAAAAAAGCUAAAGAGGAAGAAAAUAAAGUUGAGAGUUCGGGUGUAUCGGAAAAAAAAUAAAACUAACUGUCAUUGUUAUCUAAGUUUGAAUAAAAGCA
Messenger RNA from Adelges cooleyi (spruce gall adelgid), 501 nucleotides. RefSeq lists its product as uncharacterized. Bases 86 to 463 code for a protein of 125 amino acids. Lineage: Eukaryota; Metazoa; Arthropoda; Insecta; Hemiptera; Adelgidae. The record is from RefSeq and is a predicted model, not a curated record. The transcript has 6 exons.